UAUCAGUGCAUGGUCGAAGGUAAAUGAUACAUACAAUAUGGCAACAGUUUCAAAAGUCUGCGAUGGAUGUGACGAAGUUACGACAACCUUUGAAGUAUACUGUGCAAAUUGUGACCAAGCAUUUUGUCACGAUUGCACGUUGUACCAUAGAAAACUGAAGUCUACUCGCAUACAUAUCCUGGUAGAUGCAUCACACGAUAUAACGGACUUAAAUCUAAGCUCAGUGAAUGCCAAUUGUGGUAAUGACUGUGGUGAACCAGCAGUAAGUCUGUGUAUCGACUGCAAACAGUUACUUUGUACCAACUGUACGAACAAACAUUCGCUACUUAAAGCAACGAAACAUCAUAGCGCCAUCGCGGCUAAACAACUACCAAUAGAUGAAACCAUAUCAGUAGUUUCUGAUCGUCAUAGUGUAAGCGGUGAUCGCAGGUCACUGGCUUUUACUCAACAUCGUGAUGAUACAUUCCAAGCACAAGUACAGGAUAACGGGCCAUUCAGGGGUCAAUUCGCCAAUGAAUUAAUGAGCUCUGCUCCAGCUGAUAAAGAAGUUACGAGAGUCCGAGGAAUAGCAAUUCUUUCUGACGGUAAAAUUGUCGUUGCAGAUUACAAAAAUCGAAGUUUGAAGCUAUUCAAACGUGAUCUGAAGUUUGAAAUGGCAAGAGAACUGAAAGACGAUCCUAGAGGUAUUGCAAGCACACAAAAUGAUCUAAUAGCGGUAACUAUAGCUGAUAAGAAGGAGAUCAGAAUUUUCAGAAUUGAUAAUAAGAUACGUACGUAUAAAACAUUCAAAGUAAAAGAAAAACCAUACAGCAUUGCUUAUCAUAAGGAACAUUUUGCCGUAGAAAGUGGAGAAGGGGAAGAUGGUGCCAUUCGUAUUUAUGAAUUGGGCGGAAAGGAGUUGUUUGUCAUACCAGGAAAUACAAGAAGUUUUGGGCAGUUCACUGGCAAUACAAUACGUCUCGCCUUGGACUUUAUGAAAAAGAUCGUAUUUGUGGUAGAUAUUGUAAAUGAAUCCAUCCACAGUGUUGACUUUAAAGGGAACUUAUGUUGGUCAGUGAAAGUGAAGAGUCCACGAGGGAUCGUUAUGUUCAACAAUAUUCUGUUCGUGGCAAGCAGUGAAGUCAAUAAAAUAUAUCAGAUGAAUACAACCGAUGGACUGAUUUACCAUCUUCUUGACGAGGACAGCAGAGUUAAAAGACCGAGAUAUAUUGCCUACCAACAAGACUUGAAGAUUCUUGCAGCGGAAAUCGAUGGCAAUCAUGUUAAACUUUAUAACAUCGAAAAGUUAGGUAUCAAAUAACGAGAACGUAUUUAUGAAUUUUGUAACAGCAAUUCUGCAUUAACUUAUUUUAAAUUGCUAAGAUUGUCAUUUGUAGAAAUUUUAUAAAAGCAGUAAAGUAUAUAUAGCAUUUGCAAAUAUAAUAAAUAUCAGUACAAUUUCAAAGAAUGGAAAUGCUAUAUCACACUCUUGUGUGUAAAUGAUCAAUUACCAUAUCAUAUUUAUAUGUAUAUUCAUGUCAUCUCCCUAUAAUAUUUUUGUCCAUACUUUAAUCUCAAUUUCACACUCUGCUUAAUUGAAAACAGAUUACCACCUUUAAAUUGAGAGUGAAAAAUGAAAAAAGUUAGUCCUAUUACACUUCCAAAGUUUUUCAUUUGUUUAUCUUAUUAUCUCAGUUACUUUUAUUAUCAUUUUGAUUAUUAUUAUUAUUUGUUUAGUUUUUUUUGUAUUAUGUUUUUAUUUAUUCAAUCACAUAUUGUAUGCUAAUGUAUUGUUGUCCCUUUUCUGUACA
Messenger RNA from Mytilus trossulus (common blue mussel), 1790 nucleotides. RefSeq lists its product as uncharacterized. Bases 38 to 1300 code for a protein of 420 amino acids. The record is from RefSeq and is a predicted model, not a curated record. The transcript is spliced from 2 exons. Gene Ontology annotation, molecular function: zinc ion binding; ubiquitin protein ligase activity; protein binding. NCBI's taxonomy places the organism in Eukaryota, Metazoa, Mollusca, Bivalvia, Mytilida, Mytilidae.